This is a messenger RNA of Gekko japonicus, 1317 nucleotides long. RefSeq names its product paired box 6 (gene PAX6). Lineage: Eukaryota; Metazoa; Chordata; Lepidosauria; Squamata; Gekkonidae. The coding region runs from base 1 to 1317 and encodes 438 amino acids. The record is from RefSeq and is a predicted model, not a curated record. The transcript is spliced from 11 exons. Gene Ontology annotation, biological process: anatomical structure development; regulation of transcription by RNA polymerase II. Gene Ontology annotation, molecular function: RNA polymerase II cis-regulatory region sequence-specific DNA binding; DNA-binding transcription factor activity, RNA polymerase II-specific.
AUGUCUCUGAGAGAAAGUCACAGCGGCGUGAACCAGCUCGGCGGUGUGUUUGUCAACGGCCGGCCGCUGCCAGACUCGACCCGACAGAAAAUCGUCGAACUCGCGCACAGCGGGGCUCGGCCGUGCGACAUCUCCCGAAUCCUGCAGACCCAUGCAGAUGCAAAAGUCCAAGUGCUGGACAAUCAAAACGUAUCGAAUGGCUGUGUGAGUAAAAUUCUGGGCAGGUAUUACGAAACUGGCUCCAUCCGACCGCGGGCUAUCGGAGGUAGCAAACCGAGAGUAGCGACUCCAGAAGUUGUAAGCAAAAUAGCACAGUAUAAACGGGAGUGCCCCUCCAUCUUUGCUUGGGAGAUCCGAGACAGAUUACUAUCGGAGGGGGUCUGUACCAACGAUAACAUACCCAGCGUAUCGUCGAUCAACAGAGUCCUCCGCAACCUGGCUAGCGAAAAGCAACAGAUGGGUGCAGAUGGAAUGUAUGACAAGCUAAGAAUGCUGAACGGUCAGACUGGGACUUGGGGCACGAGACCUGGGUGGUACCCGGGGACAUCCGUCCCAGGACAGCCAGCGCAAGAUGGCUGCCCACAGCAAGAAGGAGGGGGUGAAAAUACCAACUCCAUCAGUUCAAACGGUGAAGAUUCAGAUGAGGCACAGAUGAGACUCCAGCUGAAAAGAAAACUGCAGCGAAAUCGGACAUCUUUCACCCAAGAACAAAUAGAAGCGCUUGAGAAAGAAUUUGAGAGAACUCAUUACCCUGACGUGUUUGCCAGAGAGAGACUAGCUGCCAAAAUAGACUUACCUGAAGCAAGGAUACAGGUGUGGUUUUCCAACAGGAGGGCAAAGUGGAGACGGGAAGAGAAACUAAGGAAUCAGAGAAGGCAAGCCAGCAACACCCCCAGUCACAUUCCCAUAAGUAGCAGUUUCAGCACAAGUGUCUACCAACCGAUCCCCCAACCCACAACACCUGUUUCCUCUUUCACAUCAGGUUCAAUGCUGGGCAGGACAGACACCGCGCUAACAAACACAUACAGUGCUUUGCCACCCAUGCCUAGCUUCACAAUGGCUAACAACCUGCCUAUGCAACCCCCAGUACCCAGCCAGACCUCCUCUUACUCUUGCAUGCUGCCCACAAGUCCGUCAGUGAAUGGGAGGAGCUAUGAUACAUACACCCCUCCUCACAUGCAGACACAUAUGAACAGCCAGCCAAUGGGCACCUCUGGCACCACCUCAACAGGUCUUAUUUCCCCUGGAGUAUCAGUUCCUGUUCAAGUUCCCGGCAGUGAACCCGAUAUGUCUCAAUAUUGGCCAAGAUUACAGUAA